Messenger RNA from Trichoderma breve, 2274 nucleotides. RefSeq names its product wings apart-like protein regulation of heterochromatin domain-containing protein. The transcript is spliced from 2 exons. Gene Ontology annotation, biological process: regulation of chromosome condensation. NCBI's taxonomy places the organism in Eukaryota, Fungi, Ascomycota, Sordariomycetes, Hypocreales, Hypocreaceae. The record is from RefSeq and is a predicted model, not a curated record. Bases 1 to 2274 code for a protein of 757 amino acids.
AUGGAUUCUCAACGGCCGGCCGAGGCGCCGCGCAGAAAAAUCGCCACCUACGGGAAACUGUCGUCUCGAGGGCCUCGCGCUCAUGCGACAUCAGCUCCGCAAACACCGUCCAACAGAGAAGUGACGCCCUCGACGACUCUUCGACAGAAGCUCCCCGGUCCGCCUCCGCCGCGAUUUGGCGAUCCUUCGCGAUCACAGAAAGCGCUACAUAGUGCCCCGGUCUCGGAUCAGGAAACAACUCGCAAACAACGUGAUCGCGAAGCAGAGACACCAAGAAAACGAAGCCAUAGAUCUGCUUUUGGUAUGGAAUCAACCAAAGGAACGGUGGACAUAUCGCCCACUCGCCGCGCACUGAAGUCACCCUUAUCCCGGAAGCUGACAUUGGGCCUGAAUGGAACAGAUGCGAAAGAUUCAAAACCCAGUUCCUUUGAAACGGGAUUCAUCAAUUCUCACGAGACUGUCCCGCAAGCGGUGACCCCAAAAAAAUCUACUGCGGUUGGUACAAGCACCGCCAAACUGGGAAAAGAGGCCGAGGCGAACGCUUCUCCCACAAAUAAAGUACCAGACACACCACCGACGCGUCGACGUCGUUUGAUCGAUGCACUGGUGGCCGAAGAGAACGUCGCUUCUAGCUCAAGCUCAAGCUCAAGCUCAAGCCCAAGCCGCAGCCAAAGCCAAAUUACUGAAGGCUCAGACCAUGUCAACAACAAGGAGCAUAAGCACGCUUGGAUUGACCGACCUAGCUUUCGUAAAGAGGUUCCACUGCGCAGGACCGGCUCCGAUAGCAGUGCGCUGGAGAGGAGGAAGGUCAAAUUCACUUACAGUCAAUCUCGAAGUUUUAUUCAGGCUUCCCAAGAAUCGGAUGCCGCCGAAUCUACCGACUAUCCCUCCCUCUUGGACGAAAUUGAUGCACCAAUAAAGCCGCCGCCGUCCCCAGUCAUGGAUGAUGAUGAUGACGAUGAGUUGAAGAACAAAGUUGCCAUCCGGAGUGUGCACGAACUGCGACGAGCUGGUGCCAACAACCGGUCGUCAGAUGAAGUUGACGAUCUACUGUCAAGAAUUGGAACUCCAGGUCCUUUGGCAUCCUCCAUGCGCAGAAAUGGCUUGUGUGAGCUGGCAAGCAGGCUGCAAAAGAAGGAGUUUAUGAAUCAAUUUCGCGACCAUGCAUCCCGUGAUAACAUUGCCAAGGGAAUUAGUCAUGAGAAAGAUACCAUCAGCGGAUUUCUCCUUGCGGCCAUCUUUGUCAUAUUUCUAUCAGCCGAAACCGCACCACACCUGCUCCGCCAAUUAACAGAGAACCGAGUGGGCUUGUGGUUGAAUAGUCUCCUUGCGAUACAAGAGGAUGCUACUGCCAUUGCGGCACAAAAGUCCACAAAUAUGUCGAGAGUAGGCAGAACCGCGCUGGAUAGCGUCAAGCGUGCGCUGUUGGAAAUGGACGUGUGGCAUGGCUACAAGCUGCAGCGUCUCUCUCCACGCACAAUCUCUUUGCAACUGCUCUUUAUGCUGGUCGGGUUGCUGGAUCCGCAAGACGUCCGAGUUCUGUUAGAUGAUACUUUUGCAAACUUUUCGCAACUGAGAUCCAGCUUUACAGAGGACGAUUCUCGAGAGGAUGUCGAUUAUGCUCUUACAGUCCUCAUUAUGGAGGCGGAAUCGAAUGCCACAGCGCCCGCAGAUGAACCGUUGAUGAAGAUACGGCAAGAGAUGUCUGACAUCGCUGCAUUUCUCCAAAACAUGCUACAACAUUGGCCGAGAACUCGUCAUAAUAUCGAUGCUACAUUAUUAAAGCUAGCCAUCAACACGACUAACAAUGAAACGAGGGCUGCUGCACUUCAAAACGGCCGGCUGCUGUCGAGCCUGGUUGGUACCAUUACUUCUGGGUUUUCGGCUGUCCAAAGUGCAAUACAGAAGUCGGCAUUCGAAAGCAAUGUGUACGACGAGCUUUCAUUGAUCCUUGGAAUCAUGAUUAACGUUUUGGAACAUUGCUCGGAUGCCCGAACAUCCAUCCAUGAAGACGAGGUUGAAAAGCUUCAUGUGACAUGGUCUGAAAGCGAACGAUCAAUAGAAACGGAUGAUUCGGUCGAGACGUCCAAGCUCGGCAUCGCAUACAGCUACCUGGCUAUAAUAUUGGGUUACCUGUACUUGGGCCAUACUGGGCUGGCGGUGCCUGGUGGCUUAGUUCCGGCCAUCCAACAUUUCAUCACCAUUAAUAAGGCGGUCGGUGAUAAGGCAGCAGGGCUGGAGCAUCUUGUAUAUAGCCUGACGAGGCUUCGCUAG